Molecule: messenger RNA, 896 nt
Organism: Anneissia japonica
Lineage: Eukaryota; Metazoa; Echinodermata; Crinoidea; Comatulida; Comatulidae
Product: dolichyl-diphosphooligosaccharide--protein glycosyltransferase 48 kDa subunit-like
Exons: 5
Coding region: 338-838 (166 amino acids)
Cellular component (GO): endoplasmic reticulum membrane; oligosaccharyltransferase complex
Source: RefSeq, a predicted model, not a curated record
CUAAAAUCCAUUCUUCCAAAGGUUAUUUAAUUCGUAUGUUUGGAAGUGUAUUUUUUUCUCUGUUGUAUAGCACAUUUAAUGUCAGCUGUAAACCAAGAAGUUUGUUUUAAUGAUGUUUUUAUUCUUAUUAACUUUUAAGAAUUUGGAGGCAACAUUGGAGAAGAUACAGUUUUAGAUUUCAUUGAUGGCGGUGGUAAUGUUUUAGUAGCUUCAGGUUCAAGUAUAGGUGACCCUAUAAGGGAAAUUGGAAGUAAUUGUGGUGUUGAAUUGAUGAGGAAAACACAGCUGUAAUAGAUCACCUUAACUUUGACGUCAAAGAUGAAGGCUUGCUGAGUAUAUGAAAUUGAAACAUACAUUGAUCAUAGCUGAUCCCUCGAACAUCAUAGAAUCUAAAACCAUUGUAGGAGAUAAGAAAUUAAAUCCAAUUUUAUUCAAGGGUGUUGGAAUGACUGCCGACCCGGAGAACCCCCUGGUAAUGGAUAUCUUACACGGUACUUCUUCCUCAUACUCCCACAAUCCUUCUAAUGACAUCGUCGACUAUCCACACGCUGUUGGUAAAAACACACAGUUCAUCACUGCCCUCCAGGCCCGCAACAAUGCUUGCGUUGUGUUCUCUGGUUCCUUGGAGUUUUUCAGCGAUGCUUACUUCCAGUCUGCCGUUCAAAGGCCGUUGCAGGCUCUGAAAGAUUUGCUAAGUCUGGCAACCAAGGCCUUGCAUAUGCUCUCUCUCAAUGGGUGUUCAAGGAGAAGGGCUUACUUCGUGUCACCGGUGUUAGCCAUCAUAUUGUCGGACAAAGGACACCCCCAGCUGCUUACACCACUGAAGAUCAUGUGGUAAGGCCUUUCUAUUUCAUAGCUUGCAUACAUUUGCUUAUGAGGCCAAAGCACAGUGAAAU